AUGUUUGGCGAAGGCGACAGUGCCGGUGGUGGCGUGAUGCUACGAGAUCUUCAUUGCUUCUUCCCUGGCGACCUGAACUCGUUCACCCGCAAGCCGCUGUUCGUGCUAGUCGACUCUGACAACAGCAGCGUCUUUGGCAACCUUGCUCCCAUCGUCUUUGGCAACCUUGCUCCCAUGUUUGGCCAGCCGCUCGUGCUGCUAAUGUCGCCACAGGACUCGCCCCAUCAUUUCCAUGAAGAGCACCAGCGGGGUAAUCUGUUCACUCUGUUCCUACACUGCCCCCUCAUGGGGCUGUGUCUGGUGAGCUCGGUGUGUGACGUUCCUAUGUUACUCUGGGAGAAAUGCCAGGCCCUCGUCGACCGCUUCAUUGCUGAGGCGUCUAGGCUUGUUAGCAGAUCGCGCAAUAAUGAUCCUGCUUACAUUCAGUUCUUCAGUGACGACUUCUUGAGGUUGCUUACAUUGCGAUUCACUUUCUGCGCGACCGUCCUGAGAGCUCACCGAGCGUUCAAGGGAGGCAGCCAGUACCCGCGCUGCUCCCCUAGCCUGCCUGAAGGAGAGGUUCUGGGCCACCCGGCGCUGCACUCCCUCGUGCUGGAGAUCGCCACAGGGCUCGAGGUGGCGCAUCUCUUCAACGACGCCCACGUCGACAACAGCAACACGAGCGCCCCUCAGCGCCACGACUGACGCUGCUGACC
Molecule: messenger RNA, 695 nt
Organism: Hyalella azteca
Lineage: Eukaryota; Metazoa; Arthropoda; Malacostraca; Amphipoda; Hyalellidae
Product: protein SCAI-like
Exons: 6
Coding region: 1-684 (227 amino acids)
Biological process (GO): DNA-templated transcription
Cellular component (GO): nucleus
Molecular function (GO): transcription corepressor activity
Source: RefSeq, a predicted model, not a curated record